Recurvomyces mirabilis is the source of this 540-nucleotide messenger RNA. It is a transcript of the gene CBC2, whose product is annotated as nuclear cap binding complex subunit. Gene Ontology annotation, molecular function: RNA cap binding. The record is from RefSeq and is a predicted model, not a curated record. The transcript has 2 exons. Gene Ontology annotation, biological process: mRNA cis splicing, via spliceosome. Lineage: Eukaryota; Fungi; Ascomycota; Dothideomycetes; Mycosphaerellales; Teratosphaeriaceae. Gene Ontology annotation, cellular component: nuclear cap binding complex. Bases 1 to 540 code for a protein of 179 amino acids.
AUGGCGCCCUUUCAAAUGCGCAACACAGUCGAGCGACUAGACCGACCCUCCUCCUACGCCAUGAGCAAGUACAAAAAACGCCGCCGCCCCAACAACGACCAACCCAACACCCGCGCUCCCUCCCCCGACCUCGAAGAGAAACUCUCCACAGCGACAACCCUCUACAUCGGCAACCUCUCCUUCUACACCACCGAAGAGCAAAUCCACCACCUCUUCAGCAAAUGCGGCGAGCUCAAACGCCUCGUAAUGGGUCUCGACCGCUUCACCAAAACACCCUGUGGGUUUUGCUUCGUGGAGUACUACACUCACUCUGAUGCGCUAGAUUGUCUGAAGUAUGUCGGAGGCACGAAGUUGGAUGAGAGGAUUAUCCGGUGUGAUUUGGAUGAGGGUUUUAGUGAGGGCAGACAGUAUGGGAGGGGAAAGUCGGGCGGGCAGGUGAGGGAUGAGUAUCGGGAGGAGUUUGAUCCGGGAAGGGGUGGGUUUGGGAAGAAUGUUAGGGAGCAGGAGGCUUAUGGAGCAGAGUAUGCGCAAGGUCAGUGA